UGGCAAAAUGGGUAAAAAAUAUGGUUAUCCGCCCGGCCCAACCUAUUUUAAAUGAGUUGGAUACCGAACCCAUUUAAAAUGGGCCCAAUAUGAGUCAACCCAAAUCACCCAUUUAAAAUAAGUGUAACUUUGGAUAAAACCCACAUUGUUAUUUCCACAAAAAGAUACGGUGCUUUCAACUCAAACCCUACAGCAUAUGCCUCUUCCAUCAACCAACACCAUCCAGGCUCCGGUAGAGGUGUCGAUGGAAGAUAAUGUUGAAUCUUGUGGACAGAGUACUUCAACUUCGUUAAGACGAGCAAAAAGGAAAACUUCUGUUGUUUGGGAUUCUUUUGUUAGGAUUCAGCCUGAUAUUUCUACUGAUGGAAAGUAUAAAGUCCAAUGUACGCUUUGUGAACAAGACUACAUAAUGGCCCCUAAUGCUGGAACAUCAAAUCUGAAAUGUCAUUUGGCGAAUAGGCAUUGUUUGGAUAAGGCAAAAGAGGGUCAAAGUGCACCAAUAGAUUAAAAAACUUAUCAAGAGAAAGUGUCAUUGGCCAUAUGUAGGCAUAAUUAUACUUUCAGUUUUGUAGAACAUAAAGGCAUUAGGGACAUUCAUUCGUUUUCAAAUCCAAUCGUGAGGCACAUAUCAAGAAACACAGCCAAAUCAGAUAUCUUGACUAUGUAUGCAAGGGAAAAAGAACUUCUAAAAGCUGAGCUUGCAUUGAUCCCCAGUAGAGUGUGUUUGACAUCAAAUAUGUGGACAUCAUUAGUAUCUAAUGGCUAUAUGUGUGUAACAGCUCAUUAUGUGGACUUAAAUUGGGUUCUUUAGAAGAGGGUUUUGAUUUUCCGACAUGUUCCUCCUCCACAUUCGGGUGCGGUUUUGGGUCCUUUGUUGAUCGAUUUUCUUAAAGAAUGGGGAAUCGAAAAGAAAAUCUUUACCCUUACUUUAGAUAAUGCUACUUCCAAUAACGGUGUGGUAGAUAUUUUGAAAAAUCAUUUGUCUUUGAUGCGUUCACUAGUUUGCGAGGGAAAGUUUCUUCAUGUCUGUUGUGGGAAUCACAUUCUUAACUUAAUUGUCAAGGCAGGUUUAGAGAAGGCUGAUGCGGCUAUCGGGAAAAUACGAGAAGGUGUUAAGUAUAUCAAGAAUUCAGAAACAAGAAUAAUGAAAUUUGUGGAGUGCCUCAGUAGUCUUGGUUUACCAUGUUCUAAGAAGCUACGCCAAGAUAUGCCUAUUCGGUGGAAUUCCACCUAUCAAAUGCUUGAAAGUGCUCUUCAUUAUCAGUAAGCUUAUAUUCAUUAUGACCUGGUUGACCCUGAUUUUAGACAUGGCCUUUUUGAAGAUGAAUGGAAAAGGGUCGAGAUUGUAGCUACAUUUUUGAAGCUCUUUUAUGACAUUACAACUUUGUUUUCUGGAUGCAAGUACCCCACGGCAAAUUUGUAUCUUCCUAAUGUAUGGAGAAUUGAAAAGUUAUUGGAAGAACAAAAAAAUGGUGGAGAUUCAGUGAUGAGUGAGAUGGCCACUUAUAUGUUAAGGAAGUUCGAGAAAUAUUGGAGGUCAUAUAGUGUCAUUUUAUCUAUGGCUAUUGUUCUUGACCCUCGAUAUAAAUUGAAGUUUGUUAAGUUUUGCUUUACAAAGUUAAAUUCUGAUACUGCUGAUGCAAAACUGAAGGUUAUUGAAGAUAAUUUACAGUUGUUAUUCAAAGAGUACUUGAUACCUUCAACUAAAACCUCGUUAUCAGAGGAACAUGCUUGUGGUAGUGGUAGUGGUAGCAAUGAAAUGAGGGAUGCACUUGAGGAGUUUGAUAUGUUUGAAAGUCAGUUAGAGUCAAAUACAGGUAAAACACAACUAGACUUGUAUUUGGAGGAAGCUAGCCUUGACCGUAAAACAAAUCCGAAUCUAGAUGUACUUGGCUUUUGGAAGGAUAACAGACUAAGGUAUCCCGAACUCUCAUUAAUGACACGGGAUGUCUUUAGUGUGCCUAUCACCACAGUAGCCUCUGAAUCUGCAUUUAGCAUUGGAGGUCGUAUCAUUGGAAAGUUUCGAAGUUCUAUUCUUCCUGCAAAUGCUGAGGCGCAACUAUGUACUCGGGAUUGGAUUUGUGGACAAGAAGAUCUUGAUGGAUCUGGAUCUGAUUUUGAUGAAGAUGAGAUUGUUGUUGACCUUGAACCUUAUCUUGAAAAGCUUAGAGGUAAGAAUACCCUCACCUGUUGAAGAUGAGAUUGUUUGAUUCCAUAUCACCUGCCGGUUGUUUGGGGAUGCAAGAUUUGAGGUAUUUUGAAAGGUACAUUUUGGUGCGUUAAUGAUGAAUCAUUAGGUUAUAACAACUGCUGGUGCUGGAAGAUAUCAACAAGACAACAAUAUUUCAAUGCAUUGUUUUGACAACUAUAUUGACUUCUAUUUUAUAACUUCUUUUUGGUUAAGCUAAUUGUGGAGUUUUGCUUGAUUUGUAACUUCUUUUGUUGAAGCUAAUUGUGGAGUUUUGCU
Messenger RNA from Lycium ferocissimum, 2467 nucleotides. Its product is annotated as zinc finger BED domain-containing protein DAYSLEEPER-like. The record is from RefSeq and is a predicted model, not a curated record. The transcript is spliced from 5 exons. NCBI's taxonomy places the organism in Eukaryota, Viridiplantae, Streptophyta, Magnoliopsida, Solanales, Solanaceae. The coding region runs from base 1487 to 2194 and encodes 235 amino acids. Gene Ontology annotation, molecular function: protein dimerization activity; DNA binding.